UGUACGAAGGAGAAGGGAUGGCGCAGACCAGUCUUCUGCUGAGAUUAAACUGCAGGGAAUACAAGAACUGGAUGAAGGCCGGAUAUUGUCUGCAGAUAUUACAGAGCCGCCUGCAGGGCUUCAUAGACUCGGAGAUGAAGACAUUCCACCGGCACCUCACCGCAAACAUCUCCCGAGCAGGCGGCCCACAAAGACAGAGGUGUCAGUGCAGAGCCAAAGGGAAGCAGUUCCAUCCUAACUGUCCUGUGUGCAUGAAGUUGAAGGAGCUCAUUCUGCUUCACCAUAACAACAGAAAUGGAGAAAUACAUUGGGGGAACUGUGAUCCAUCCCUGUGGCCUACACAAUACUGGGAGGUGGCAAAGGUGUACUUACCACGUGGACACACAAAUUCCAAAGGACCCCAGCAAUGUGAUGCUGCAGCUAUCCUCAAUCUAAUUAAUUCCUGUGAUCACUUUAAUGUGUCAAACAUCUCAAAAGUUCGAGAGGUCAUAAAGUGUAGAAAUGACUUGAUGCAUUCCUCUGAUAUGAAGGUUUCCUCUUCUUGGCUGAGUUCCUUUGGACAGAAGCUACAAGAAUUAAUCUCUGAAUUAGGACAUGUUCCCAACCUUAAAAAGGAAUCCGAUCAAAUAAAAAAGGUCUUAUCAUCAGAUUGGUCUGUUAAAGAUUUAUCUCUGCAUGAAGUUGAUGGAUUUGGUGCAGAACCAGAUGGAGGUGAAAAUGUCUACAUAGGAAACUCAUCACUAGAUGGCUUAUCUCUUAAUGAACUUGAGAUACAACUUGUAAAUCAAUUGCUAGAGGAAAUAUAUCUUGAAAAAGAAGAAAACGGGGCUUUAUCAGAAGAGGACCAAGAUGCUGUAAUCAAAAUGAAGACCUUCUUAACAGAGAACAAAGACCUUUUGUCUGUUUUCCAAGAAGACCUGGAAAAACUUGAACACUUGCUGAAUUAACGUCUCAUGCUUCAUGCG
Molecule: messenger RNA, 965 nt
Organism: Nanorana parkeri
Lineage: Eukaryota; Metazoa; Chordata; Amphibia; Anura; Dicroglossidae
Gene: CUNHXorf38
Product: chromosome unknown CXorf38 homolog
Exons: 6
Coding region: 18-947 (309 amino acids)
Source: RefSeq, a predicted model, not a curated record